AUGUCUCGCCCGACUUCAUCAUCAUCAUCACAAAGACCUUCUGGUUCAGGAUCAACCAAUAUGAUGGGUGGUGAAUCAAUGGGACGUGUGCAUACCUUUUCACCUACUCCCUCAGCCUCGACAUCCCAUCAACCCAUCUAUUACACCCACGAACAGAUCGUUCCGGAUGGCUACAUUCAGCCUUAUAAUUCAUACGGAGGAGAGAUUCAAGGUCAGAUGAUCACACCAUAUGCAGGACAUCAGGUAGCUCAAGGAAGGAUAGCGAUUCCCAUGCAUGGUCAUCCAGGGAAUGUCAUGGCUAUCAAUGGAAGAGGAUCAAAUAAGACUCCAAUGAGGUCUACCCCACCACCCGCAAAUGGAUUUGACGAUUUAGGCCCCUCGCCAUUCUUGCCUGAAGAGGAAACGACACCUUACUUACCAGCUCAUUUCGAAGCCUACGGUCAAAUGUCGGCAUCACCAAGUAUGGGUCAGAUGCAACUUGCUCAACAGAAUCAUUUGGUAUCUCCUACAGAUCAGAUGAACAUGGCAAGAAUGGCACCUCCACUACACAGGAAUAAUACAAUGCCUUUGUUAGGCCACGGUCACCAACAUCACCAACAAUAUCAACAACCACAACCCUUACCUGUUGGACGUCAAAGGCAGACCGCUCAGCAAGGAAGACCAGCUGUGAUUCAGCGUCAACAAUCGAUGCCAGGUCAAAUUCAACGACCAACUGCAUUAUCAAGGCAUGCAUCGUUACAUGGUCCUUCUCGCUCGGCAAGUCCUCAUAUCGGUGGCGAUAUUUUCGACCCUGUUCCGCCCGCCGCCAAUGGUAGUCCAUCGAUGAGGCAACAAAUGCACCCACUACCUCCUGCACUUGAUAACAUGGAUAUCUCAUGGGAUUUGUCGUCUUAUGACACUGCUUUUAACCCUACUGGUCAAGGUAUCUCUCCGGCUCGUGCACUUGGACCUGCUCCCAACUAUCCUCAGCGAUUCUCACCUCACCGUGAAGCACAUAUUAUCACUCCGCAGAACAACAAACUCGGCUACAACAAUCAAAUCCAUUCGUCAGCCGUCUCGGUUGCGUCCACGGCCACUACCUCCUCAAGCAUAUCGAGCAUGAGUGAUAUCAGUGUUCGGUCGGCUCACCAUCAGAUCAAGCAACAUGAUGGCGAUAGCAGUGAUGAUGAGCAUGAUUCACCUACCCGUGGUCCUUCUGCGUCUCGAGCUAUGAUGACGAUGCAUCUCGAGGAGAAACGAAACUCUGGUCAAAUGCCUCGAAUGAUCAAACAGAUACCUAAAUCAACUGCCACUGGUGGACGAACAUCUGCCAAAUUUGCUAAAGUCGCUGAAGAUCCAGGUGUCGAAGGUGUUCCUCCUGGACCUCGACCUAUGGAAAGACCCAGUCCGUCCUUCGCAUGUAUCAUCGGACAAGCCAUCCUCCGUUGUAAAGCUGGUGGUCUCUCGCUGGAGCAUAUCUACCGAUACGUCGAGACGGCAUACCCUUUCUUCAAAAACGGUGAUGGAGCUUGGCGAAACUCGGUCAGACAUAAUCUCUCGAUACACAAGAUGUUCGAGACUAUCCCUCGUACGGAAAUGUUCCCACCGGGUAAAGGAGGUAUAUGGAUCAUUCAUGAAGAUGAGAAAUGUCACUGGCCGGCAGAAGACAAAUUCAUCAAGAACUUCCCACCUUCUCACCCCCAUCAUGCGGUCUGUCGACAGACCCUGCACGAGAAAGCGAAAGAGAAUGAAGCGAUGGAGAAGGCUGCUAGGGAAGGAAGAGUCUAUGUACCCAAGAAGGGAAAGAAGGGAAGGAAGUUGGCGGCGAAGGAUGAAGAUGAUGAUGAGGGUUCGACGGAGAUGAUCAGGACUUCCUCGAUGUUGACUGAAUUCCCAAUGCAACGUACCGAAUCUCAACAGGAUUUAGACUUAGGAGGAUCGUCAACACCAAUAGCGGAAGCUGAGGAUGAAUCGACUACACCGAAAGUGACAUUCAAGUUACUCGAACCACCCCCACUGAACAAACAGGAAUCGACGGAAUCGGCUGAAUUGGAAGAUGAUGAAGGUGAAUUCUUACCGAUCGAAGCUGAACUUCCCGAUCCUGCACCUGUGGAUGUCACCCCUGUUGAUCCUGUCCGUAAACGGGAUGAACAGAUGGCUCGCAAUGGUAUGAUGAUGCCACCUCGAUUCGAAAGGAAGGAGAAGAGGAGACCACUCGAAGUUGAAGAUGAUAAUGUUUUCACUUCAACCAAGAGGGUCAGAGUGGCAGAACCCCUCGCACCGAUACAUCCUAUUCCACAAGAAACAUCAGUGUCAAUCAAAGAGUUGGAUGAUUCUUUCAUUACGCCGGAGAGGGAACGACCGGUAUCAAAUAACAAGAACAUCAUGUCAAGUGCAUUCAAAACUCCCGCUCUUAUCCAAACUUCUUCUUCUCCCGGCUCAUCGCCCAUGCCAUCUACCAUCACUCGAUCAACCCACCAUCCAUCGGCACUGCAGCAGACGUGGACGCACGAUGAUAUGGCCGAGAAUCACUCGCGGGAGUCAUCGCCUGCCAGACCGAUGUUGGAUGCUGCGUUCGACUUCAAACCUAAGGCUCCGCCUCGUGCUAGGACGUUAGCUCAGGAAGAUGACUAUCUUCCGUCUAAACAGGCUGCCCACCAUCACUCACCUAGAGCUCCACCGAAGACACCUGUUAGUCGAUCAUCAGCUGCGACCGACAAGACACCGAGGUUGCAGCAUUUGCGCACACCUAGUAUAUCAAAGACACCAAUGUUCUUUGGUGGAUCACCUGCUCUCCCACCUCCAUCUGCUAGUGCACUGCUUUCGACGCCGAUGUGGGAAGUUGGAGGUGUGUUAGAUAGGUUGAAAGAUCAUUUGACGGGAUCGCCAACGCACAGUACGAAUUCGGGAUCGAUCCGAUCGCCUAUGCCUUCGACUGAUCCGACGAGAUAUGCCAUGUUGUUGGAUAGUGGAGGAUCACCAAGGAAGAGAAGGGACGUUAGUUUGUAA
Kwoniella botswanensis is the source of this 2988-nucleotide messenger RNA. RefSeq lists its product as uncharacterized. The transcript has 3 exons. Gene Ontology annotation, biological process: regulation of transcription by RNA polymerase II. The record is from RefSeq and is a predicted model, not a curated record. Gene Ontology annotation, molecular function: DNA-binding transcription factor activity, RNA polymerase II-specific; RNA polymerase II cis-regulatory region sequence-specific DNA binding. Lineage: Eukaryota; Fungi; Basidiomycota; Tremellomycetes; Tremellales; Cryptococcaceae. The coding region runs from base 1 to 2988 and encodes 995 amino acids.